Messenger RNA from Drosophila innubila, 1737 nucleotides. Its product is annotated as cystathionine beta-synthase-like protein. The transcript is spliced from 4 exons. Lineage: Eukaryota; Metazoa; Arthropoda; Insecta; Diptera; Drosophilidae. The record is from RefSeq and is a predicted model, not a curated record. Gene Ontology annotation, molecular function: cysteine synthase activity; cystathionine beta-synthase activity. Bases 117 to 1679 code for a protein of 520 amino acids. Gene Ontology annotation, cellular component: cytoplasm.
UGAAUCGCACAUUGUGAUUUUAGUACCUGUUUGGCAGUGCAAAGAACAGCAUUCUAAAGUGUUUUGUGCUAUAAAACUUAAAAGUGUUUGCAACGAAAAAAAUAUAAAUUACAGCGAUGUCAGCGAAUAAGAGUUACGUGCGACCCGCGGAUUUCAUAGAUCCUGGCAAGCCUUCGAAGUGCACAUGGCAUCUGGGCACCAAGGAGAAGUCGCCCCAUACGCAACGUGGCAUUGCGCAUCGUCAAAAGAUUACUCCGGAUAUCCUGGAGGUGAUUGGAUGCACGCCUAUGGUCAAGCUCAAUAACAUACCUGCCAAGGAGGGCAUCCAGUGCGAGAUGUACGCCAAGUGUGAGUACCUUAAUCCAGGCGGCUCUGUCAAGGAUCGCAUUGGUUAUCGCAUGGUGCAGGAUGCGGAGGAGCAGGGACUGCUCAAGCCGGGCUUUACCAUCAUUGAGCCGACAUCUGGAAACACAGGCAUUGGACUGGCUAUGGCCUGUGCUGUCAAAGGAUACAAGUGCAUCAUUGUCAUGCCCGAGAAGAUGUCCAAUGAGAAGGUGUAUGCUCUGCGUGCACUGGGUGCCAAAAUAAUUCGCACGCCCACAGAGGCAGCAUAUGACUCUCCCGAGGGCCUCAUCUAUGUAGCUCAACAACUCCAACGUCAGACGCCCAACUCAAUUGUAUUGGAUCAAUACCGUAAUGCGGGCAAUCCCUUGGCGCAUUAUGAUGGCACUGCCGCUGAGAUUCUCUGGCAACUGGAUGAUAAGGUGGACAUGGUUGUUCUUUCCGCUGGCACUGCUGGCACCAUCAGUGGCAUUGGACGCAAAAUCAAGGAGCAGGCUCCUGACUGUCGCAUUGUAGGCGUCGAUCCAUAUGGAUCGAUACUGGCGCGCCCCGUGGAGCUCAACAAGACUGAUGUGCAGUUCUAUGAGGUAGAGGGCAUUGGCUACGACUUCCCACCCACUGUAUUUGACGACACGGUUGUGGAUGUAUGGACUAAGAUCUGUGAUGCUGACUGCUUCCCAAUGAGUCGUCGUCUAAAUGCCGAGGAGGGUCUGCUCUGCGGUGGUUCCAGCGGAGGUGCUAUGCAUGCAGCCCUAAAGUAUGCACGUUCUUUGAAGGCAGGACAGCGUUGUGUAGUUAUCCUGCCUGAUGGCAUUCGUAACUACAUGACCAAGUUCGUAUCCGAUAAUUGGAUGGAGGCACGCGGCUUUAAGGAGAUCGUUAACGAGCAUCGUCACUGGUGGUGGAGUGUACCCAUUGCCCAACUACAGCUGCCCAGUCCUGUUGCCAUUCUUGAGUCCAACACAAGUGUUGGAGAUGCCAUCGCACUCAUGAAGAAGCACCGCGUAGAGCAGCUGCCCUUGGUUGACCAACAUAAUGGAACCGUUUUGGGUGUCGUGGGUCAAGAGACUCUCAUCAAUCAGAUUGUCAGCAUGAAUCGUAAGUUGGAUGAGCCGGCCUUAAAGGCCAUUAACAAGCGAGUCAUCCGUCUGCCUGAGACUGAGAUACUGGGCAAGCUGGCACGUGUGCUGGAGGUGGAUCCCAGUGUGCUUAUUGUUGGAAAGGACGCUGAUGAUAAGGAGACUGUCCUGGCAGUGGCCACCAAGCUGGAUGUCACCUCGUAUAUUGCCUCUGGCGCUGGCGCCAAGCAAAAUGGCAACGGAUGCGGCGAUCAUUAGAAUCCUGGUCGAGAGACCAGAAAGGAUCUUUAAAUUUUAUACAUUACUUAAUUAUUGA